Messenger RNA from Saccostrea cuccullata (small rock oyster), 444 nucleotides. Its product is annotated as ryncolin-1-like. The transcript is spliced from 3 exons. Bases 1 to 444 code for a protein of 147 amino acids. The record is from RefSeq and is a predicted model, not a curated record. Lineage: Eukaryota; Metazoa; Mollusca; Bivalvia; Ostreida; Ostreidae.
AUGGAGAUAACGAACAGAAAUGACAUCAUACAUCAAUUGACAAAGGAGAAAACAAGUUCUCUCUACAUAGAGAUAACAUCUUUGAACAAAACAAACAUGUUUAUAAGAUAUGAUUUCUUCUUCGUAAACAACGAAAACAAUGGCUACAGACUGAAUGUUGGUGGAAAAGCUACGGGAAGCUUGGAAGACAAGAUCAGGAACGCACCGUUAUCUGACGUAAUAAACAAUGCCAGAUUUACCACUUUUGACAAGGAUAACGACCGGUCCCCAGGAAACUGUGCUACUGAACACCGAGGUGGCUGGUGGUUUAAUUACUGCCAUGAUGUUUUCCUCAAUGGACUUUAUCCCCCCGGACAAUGGCAUCAGCCUUGGGAUCCACCUUUUAGUAAUGGAUCUUAUGUUUCUAGUACGAAGAUGAUGACCAGGCGUAAAAAAUUCCUGUAG